This is a messenger RNA of Sodiomyces alkalinus F11, 1398 nucleotides long. RefSeq lists its product as hypothetical. Lineage: Eukaryota; Fungi; Ascomycota; Sordariomycetes; Glomerellales; Plectosphaerellaceae. Gene Ontology annotation, biological process: regulation of transcription by RNA polymerase II. The record is from RefSeq and is a predicted model, not a curated record. The transcript has 5 exons. Gene Ontology annotation, molecular function: DNA-binding transcription factor activity, RNA polymerase II-specific; zinc ion binding. The coding region runs from base 1 to 1398 and encodes 465 amino acids.
AUGGCGCCGCCAAAAACUCGAGUGCGGAACUUUCAUCGCCGAAGCAAGAACGGGUGCUCAAGCUGCAAACGACGGCACGUUCGAUGCGACGAGCGCAAACCGCUGUGUACAUAUUGCCUACAGAGCGGUAGUCAGUGCCUGUAUCCCGAUAGUCCUGGGGCCACUGGUAGGCACCAGUCCCUUAUUGCCCUGCCCAGCCUCACUUCAUGCAAGGCUGACGGGUUAGCCCCCGUUUUGACGACAUAUCAUCCUUUCUCUAGUCUUGAUUGUGACUUCAAACCAUCAUCCAAGUCCAAGUGGCUGUUCCAUCAAUCUUUGACGCAUCCUGGUCUUCUUCAUGGCUCGCUCGUUGUUGCGGCCUGCCAGUGGGCCUGGGUAACAGGCUCCCUUGAUGAUGUCAAAGUUCCCUUUUUGCAUCAUAAAGCAGCUGCAUACGAGUUCGCCAGGCAGCAAAUCCUCGACCCAGAGACGGCGUUUACGGACACCACCGUAUUCGCCAUCGCGGCCCUUGCAUUAGUGGAGGGGGCCAUGGGCGACCUAAACGCGUCCUCAAAGCAUCUUCGAGGGCUCCACGAGCUAGCGACGCGGAAGAAUGGGUACAGACUCUGCGAGGUGAACCUGGCACAGCAGAUGCUGGAGAUGGCGGGAGAUCGUCUGCGUGAAGGGGAAAUCGACGCCUUCUACGACGCAACGGGCGCCGACUUCCAACCGACGGUGAUCGCCUUGAUCUUCACAUCGUUAUGGGACAUGUCUAGCCUGCCGCCGAGGGAGGCGCCGAAAUACGGGUGGUGGGAGGUCAGCGAGACAGAGAAUGACAGGCUGUGGCAAAAUUACACCAAGAACCUCAACUGGGAGAUAUCCCGUAAUUUCGACCCCGAACAUAACCUCACCAAGAUGCUGAAUAGCGAUCCCAAGAGCAGCCGGGCGAGCUACAUAGCAACUUUCCUUUACCUACUCAUGGCGCUGAACAGUAGCGACAUUGACGGCGUCCUGACGAUCUGGCUGCUGGAACAGCUCAUUGAUGACAUACGCGCAAAGGAGGAGGACGUGCGUGCUGGCAACUUCAGCCGGUACUUGUGGUUCUGGAGCGUGUUGUUCGGGGCUGCAGUGGCUGCAGGCGGCCAGCCGAGGACAGUAAAGGAACAACACCAACUCGCCCAGUGGAGAAGCACAUAUGCCGGGAAACUGAGGCUGGCAAGCCAGCUACUAGGGAUAUGCCACUGGAGUGAGGCGAAGAAGGCCUGGGCGGAGGUAGCAUGGAAAGACGGCAUGCCAGGGGAAGCAAGGCUCAGAGCGAUAUGGGAGGAGUCAAUGGUCGGGGACCACCUUGUCCAAGACACGAAGACCCGCCAAAUAUUGGACUUGACCGACGUGGAGGAUGCUCUAGGAGAGCUCUGA